UUUAUAUUAAAUAUUUGAUAAGCAAAAGCAGAAGCAGAAGCAAUGAGUGCAUUUGUCAUCAUAAUUAUAUUACUUGUGGGAAGAGAAUUGCAGUCAAGCACUUAGGAACGUCGAGUAGUAGAUCCUAAACUGCUGAUAACUUAAAAACGUUCUAGCUUUUUAUAUAUACACAAUUGGAAUAGCGUUAAAAACCACUGCAACAAUAUGUAUACGAAAGAAUAUGUCAUGAGGCUGAAAAUAUAUCAAGUUUAUAGUAUAAGACGUAUUUCCACCAGCAAGUCAUGAUUUAUGGCAUCAAAUCUUCAAUGGAAGGAGAGGGAUGGUAAUGAAAUGAAAAUAGAUCAUUAUAUCAAUGGACAGCAAUCGGAAAUUACAGAAGAAACAGAGAUUUUAAAUUCCUCUUCAAUAAAGAUAAGGACAGACAUCUUCAGUCUUCAGCAAACGGAAUUAUCAAAUGACAGUAAAAAUGUGGGCAAAAACAAUGCUGGCAGUGCUAUUGAGUCAACGAUUAAAAUGAACGAUGAUCAAAAUAGCAAUAGCAGCAGUAGCACUAACAACAAUAAUAAAAGCGAAAAUACUUUAGAAACCUCUAAAUUGCUAGUUAAAAAUGGUUCUGCAAAUGGCACGGCUGCCGCUGCUCUAAUAACAACUUCAGGAACCUUUCACUUGCCAGCACCAAUACAACAGACUUCAUCGGGUUACGCUGAUAGCACAGCAACGCGAGGUUCAAUUUAUCAUCCACCAAUAGCGCAGAUAAAUUCAGUGCCUGCCUCCGUCAGGGGAAGUGGUAACAAUAAUGGAUUAUCGCCGUCACCGACGCCAGCCAAUACUAAGAAAUCAAAAGCGAUGGCUGCUGCGACUAGUGCAGCAACAGGAGUUCGUCUCGGAGCAUCUGUAUCAAAUCAACUUAAUACAAAUGCAAUGAGUAGUAAUAAUUUGAAAUCCGAAUUGGGUGUAUUAGAUUAUAGUUCCGCCUCAUCAACAACUAUAAUACCUAGUGGAGCCAUUCACAAUGCUAGUAAACAGUCUAGUGGCAAUACCGACGUAAGUAGGAGUUCAAAUUUGGCAAAUGUUGAAAAUCAACCAGUUAAUAGUGCAUAUGGCGGUAGAUUACAGUUCUUCAAAGAUGGAAAAUUUAUUCUUGAAUUAGCCAGAGCAAAGGACGGAGAAAGAGGUGGUUGGAUUUCCGUUCCACGUAAGCUAUUUCGUUCACCAUCUGCAACAUCAUACACUGUUACACCAACUUCUGCCUUGUCAUCUGUAUACCAAAACAAAGAGUGUUCUACAUCUUUGAGCUUUUCUGAUGAUAAUAGUUCAGUUCAAUCAUCUCCUUGGCAGCGUGAUCAUUGCUGGAAGCAAUCUACUCCACGUCGUGAUAUAUCCAAGGAAAUGUCUCUUCACUAUGUACGACCAAAAGGCGUAACACUUACAACAAAAGCAUUGCUCAUAGCAAAUAGAAAGAAAAGAAAACCUCAUGAGGUUACUGAAAUGGAGAGAAAUAUUUUUAUAGCAUUAUUUGAGGAAAACCUGAACAGUUUCAAAAUUGGAAUGGAUUGUGAAACAGAUUUGAAGUUUAGUGUAGAAUCUAAGAAAAAGUUAAAAAAUGAUAUAUUAGAAGAGAAGAGAAAAAAUUUGAGAAAUGGCAGUAAGAUUAGUUGCGAAGAGGAUGGAUCAUCUUGUUCGUCAAGUGUUACAUUAACAGGUGAAGAUUGUACAAAUGGAUUGACGAAUACAGAAUUGCCUGAAUUAAGUGGAACUGAAAUAGCGAAAAAUCAAUGCAUGUCGGAUGAAUUGCCGGAUCUAAAAAUUGAAAGAGAUAUAAAGAUUGAGAAGCAGGAAGAAAUGCAUACCAGUGAGGACGAAGCAAAUAUACCUACUACAGUCGAAGGUUUGAAUAAAAGUACUAAGUUGGAAGUAAAUGGUGAAAGUAAGAAUACUAGUUCUUAUGAAACACAAGACUCAAAAGUCAAGAUCGAAAGCAUAGAAAGCAUAGAAGGAGAAGAAAAAAGACUUAAGAAAUCCAAAAUAAAAAUUAGAGCAAAGCUCACUACUAUAAUUCAGAAAUUAAUUGACAAAGUUCCAAUACGUCUAGCUAGUUUGGCAAAAAAUCAUGUUUCUACAUGUGGAGCUAGUAGUAGUUAUUCAUCUAGUUCCAGUAACGUUUUGGCGCAAAAGGUUUCGCCUCCGUCUUCAUCAGCUGCAUCAAGAUUAGUUGAAUAUCAUCAACAACAUGUAUCGCCCCGUAAAAGAAUAUUGCGUGAAUUCGAAAAAGUGUCUUUAGAGGAUAAUUCUACUGUAGCUGGUGGGAAACGAAGUCGUGCUAAAGGAACUUCUACAUCUACCACUGGUAUAAUGACAUCACAGUUUCGUUGUGACAAAUCACCUACAAAUCGAAUACAAGCAAAUCUACGGGACUGUAAUACUUUAGCAAAUAGCACAAUAUCAUCAAGUUCAACUGUAGUGUCAAAUGGUAACCACUUAACUUCGACAUCGUCUAAUAAGCAUUUAAAACCUAUUACGACAACAAGUUCUGCUCAACCUCGGCUAUAUAGUUCUUAUAGCAUUCAUUCCCUCCUUAGUGGUAAUAGUACCAGCAACUCUUCAAACUCGUCAAAUAAUCAAAAAAAACAUAGUGAGCAAGCAGUUAUUAGUAACAUAAAUUAUCAGCAUCAUCAGCAAAUACAAAAUAAAACGGAUCCUUCACACUUACGUACGAUGCUGGCAUCUCCUAAGUCACCUGAAAGUAAUAUAAAUAGUUGUGGUGGUAAAUCACCAUCGAGUUCUACACACAGAAAACGUUCGCCACCUUAUGUAUCAGCAAUGCAAGAUUCACAUUCACGUAGUCCUAUCUCUAAUUUAAAUAAUGAUUAUGGGCAAAAAUCACCGCAUUCGUCAACACCAGAAUCGGGAUCUGGUCCCAAUAUAAGCCACAAGCCGCGCUAUUUAGUAGAGCAUAGCAUAGGAUCCACUCUACAUUCAACUAGUGUUCAUAUUUCCCAACAACAAGGCUUAUAUUCAAAUUAUAUGAUGUCACCAAAAUACGUUACAGCUCCGCAAAGUUCAUUGUCCCCAAAUUCAAAUUCAAAUUCAAAUUCAACUUCAAUUAAUGUUGUACGUUCACCUCGACAUUCAUCUGCUUUUAAUAGCAAUUCUCAAUCUAAUAGUAAAACAAUGUCUACAACGUUUUCAGCACACAUUCCAAACUCGUCCAGUUCAUCGGGCCUAGUUAAGCGAGAGCUGUCACCACCACGUUCAUUAACUGCAUCGCCUCGCGAUUCCACCCCACGCACUGUACCAAAAAAGACUGCAUCAAUACGUCGACAGUUUGCUUCGCCUAAUGCUAGUACAACGAGUAGUUGCCCAUCGCCGAGCGACCGCAAUUGUGAAGAAGUUGUUGUACAAGACCGUAAAACACCUAUUACAAGCAAUCAAAAUUUGCUACAAGGCAGUUCGCCUGGGAGCACAAUUGGUUCAAUUAAUUCGCCAUUUAAUUAUUAUAUGUAUCCCUCACCCGCUAGUAGUGUGCCCAGUUCCCAUUCGCAGUCUAGUGGUCCACCACCGCCAAUAAAUAAUACAGCUGCUGCAGUAGCAGCAGCUGCAGCUUACAUUCCAUCGGUAGUAUCGUCGCCCUAUUAUCAUCCAUAUAUUUUAACACUAGCAGCGUUACGGCAUAAUCCGUUAUGGAUGCACCAUUAUCCAGGCACUAGUCCUGGUGCUGGUGCACCUGUGCUACCACCGCCAACUGCAGCAAGUAUAUCACCUCCUUUCCAUAGUUUUCCAUAUAAUGGCGCUGCCAGUAUAGCAGCUGCUUUCAAUGGUAUGGCAACCCCUAUGUCUCCAGCAGUAGGGACACAUUAUCAACAAAAUGCAGCUAUUGCAGCAGUUAACCAUCAUAAUAUGCUUAUGACACCUGCAACAGGUAUACACAGUGGAUUAAAUAUGAGCGCUCUAACAGCACAUACAACCAAAUUGACUGAUAAUACUACUGAAAUGAAUACAGUAAUAAAGAGCACUCCUUCAGCACAAAAUAUGGAAGCAACACCAACUGCACUUUACCCAAAUAGCAUUAAAGAUGAACUUAGUUCAGAUGUACCCUUAAAUUUAUCAAAACAUUAAAAUCGGUUUCCAUAACAUAGAAUUUUACAGAAACAUUCAUCAGUAUGAAAAUUCCAUUGGGCAUAAAGCACGUAAGCUCCACAAUAUCAGGUGGAUCGUUCUUCC
Teleopsis dalmanni is the source of this 4221-nucleotide messenger RNA. RefSeq names its product protein hairless (gene H). The coding region runs from base 289 to 4116 and encodes 1275 amino acids. The record is from RefSeq and is a predicted model, not a curated record. The transcript has 7 exons. Lineage: Eukaryota; Metazoa; Arthropoda; Insecta; Diptera; Diopsidae.